AUGCCUGAUAUCAAAAUCGAUUUCGCAGAUUCACAGAUCACAUGGUUUUAUGCCGAUACCUGGACUGUUGAGCAGCUCUGCAAAGAUAUCCAACAAAAGAUCGACAUUAAAAACAAAAUCCAAUUAGGUUUGUUCGGAAGUGUUUUGCAACCGGACAUGCAACUUCUCGAUGCAGUGCUAGUCACAGAUUCGCUUUCCAUUUUGGAUGAAAACGGAGAAUCAACGAUACAAAUUCCAGAAGGCUUCGAGCCAGAUCCUCCUCAUGGCCAGUACAAGGUUUUCACAACAUGCUCCUACGAAUCACUCUACAAAGGCGAAUUAAUGAAGCUUGAUCAAAACCUUGAAUUCAAUCAACAAAGACAAGAGAUCAUUAGCAUAAUCAAAGAGAGAUACAACAAGGAUAACAUCGAUGUACUUAUUUACUUGCCCGGCGCCAUCCUUUACACUACAGGAACAAUCGCAGAUUUUUAUGACUGUCAUCCAUCUGCCAAGAAGAAAUUAUACGUCACAGUCAUCAGUACAAAGAUCUCUGAAUACGCCAGACUCUCAAUUCCAUCCUACUACAGCGAAGUUAAUCCAAAUCCAUGCUGCAUUUCGGAUCCUCAGAAAAUCUUCAGUGUCAGCGUUGUUCACGAACUCGAUCAAACACAGCGUAUUUUUGGCGGUGCUGUCCUUGGUUUACUCUGCAAUACCGAUGCAGAUAUCCUUGAAAAAAGCAUUGGUUGGUUUGAGAAGAAUCUCAGGUUCUCACCAUGCAUCAUUUCUCUUUUCGAGAUGCAGAGCAGAUCACAAGUAAGAUAUCAUCACAUUCUUUCCCUUGUUGCCACAUUAUUUACCAUUGUUGAAACCAUUUUCAAAUCAACAACAAACAUUUGGGAAAGAGUUCUUGAUUUAUUGAAAUACAUUGACAGCCAGUCAAUCAAUUCUCCAUCCAGAGUUUCCAUUGUCAGACAGCCUUUCUUGAAUGAUUCCGCCGGAAGUUAUUUCCUCAAGAACAUCCAAUACUUCCAAAUUUAUGAUCACGUUUGCAAGUAUUCAUCAGAUUUCUCCAAAUCAAUGUCAUUCAUCAAAGAUAUGGAGUGUCCAACAGUGAAUGAAAUCAACCAGUCUCAAUCACGUAUCUUCAGAGUAUUCACUGUUACUGAUGCUAUUACAAAUCCACAUCCAAUGAUCUUCUUAGGAAAUGGAGCUCAUCUUUUAUCUUUGGGAACAUCGUACAUGGAUAAAUCACAGAACCAAAUUGUUUCAAAGAAACUCGUAAAAGUUAUUGAUCCAAGAGAAGGAGAACCACGAGAUAAACCAUUGGAUGAAUUCGCACAACAACUUCGUGAACAAAAAAUUAAAAUUGAAACACCAAGUGAAGUGAAACAAAUCAACAUCAUUUGUAUUGAUACAUCAGGAUCAAUGGGCGGUACAAAGAUUCAAAUCGCUAAGACAUGUUUCAAAGUAAUUGUUAACAGAGCAUAUGAAGUUGGUCCUUCAUCUCUUUGGGGAUUAUACACUUUCAACUCAACUCCUGAAAGAAAACUCAAAUUAUCUCCAAUUCCUGCUGAUUUCCACACACAAGUUGAUAAAUUAGGAGUUAGUGGAUGCACUGCUCUUUACUAUUGCAUCAUCGCAGCAAUGAAUGAAAUAAACGAAAAAGUGAAAUCGGAUAGUUCUUAUAAGAAUGCAUUGAAAAGAAUUAUUGCUUUGACAGAUGGUGGAGAUAACACUUAUUCUCAUAAUACAGCACGUGGAAUUGCAGAUCUCACUAAACAACUCAUUGAUAAUGGAAUCUAUUUGGAUUACAUCGAACUUGGAAAUGUCGGAGACAUGAAAUUACCAAGAAACAUGGCUUAUUACACUGGCGGUGAUUAUUUGAAAUUCACUUCUGAUAUUUUCCAAAGCAGCAGCUCAAGGGUUGAUAUCAGAAAGAUAAGAAGUGUCUUCGAAAGCGAUGGAUUCUUUAAUCUCACGCUCAGAAAGUUUAAUGCUGUAAAGAAAGGUGUCGAAAAUCUUUCUACAAUUAUGCUUGAAGAUCGCAGCCCAAUCAUGAAGAUUCCUGUCAAGAAUUUCAACUACAUGGAUAAAGAUUUAAUGACAUUGACAACAGCCAUUUAUGAGAUUGAACAAAAGGAUUCAAUCACUACUCUCGAGAAGGAGAUAUUAACUAAUCUCCAGGACUGUGCCGCACAUUUCAAUUCUCAGAAACUCGAAUCAAAGAAAUUUCACAUUUUCGUUGCCAAAAACACGGAAUUUAGGAAUUGGAAUUUGUACUUGAGAGCAAAGAAAGAUUCUCCAUACGGUCCAAACAAAUGGCUCAAGCUCGCUGUCAUUAUUCCUGAAGGAUUCCCAGUAACAAGUCCUGAGAUAAGAUUCUUGACAGUUCCAAGACAUCCGAAUAUUACUAUCGAUGGAUCAAUUAACAUCGAUGUUUUGAGGUCAAGACACAACUCAAAUGUCACAAUUUACUUCGCAUUGUUGGCAAUAAGGAAUUUGUUAUCGAAGCCCAAUUUCGAUAGCAUACAGAACAUGGAAGUCUUUGAUGCUGUUGAGAAUUUGUCAAACAAGAUUGACGCAAUUACUGAUAAGAACUUCAAAGGUGAAGUUUUGCCAAACAUCAAAGACGAUGUUCCUGAAAACGCUGCCAUCAACUUCGGUGUCGGAAAGACCGUCAAGCCUGAGUUUUGCGAUCCAUUCACUUUCAGAUGGAUGAGAGAACCUGUUUUGGCUUCAUCAGGAAACUACUUCGAUAAAGGUCCUCUUCUCACAAAGAUCAAACAAUCAAACAGUGCUUUGAUCGAUCCAUUGAAUGGAAAGCCAAUAACAAUCGACGAGCAGGCUCAAGUCGAUAAGAUUAUGCUUGGAAACAUAAGAGAAUACAUGGUUAAGCAUUUCGGUGCUAAGAACGUUCCAAUUUAA
This is a messenger RNA of Trichomonas vaginalis G3, 2904 nucleotides long. RefSeq names its product protein modification by small protein conjugation. Gene Ontology annotation, molecular function: ubiquitin conjugating enzyme activity. The transcript has a single exon. Lineage: Eukaryota; Parabasalia; Trichomonadida; Trichomonadidae. Gene Ontology annotation, biological process: DNA damage response; protein polyubiquitination. The record is from RefSeq and is a predicted model, not a curated record. Gene Ontology annotation, cellular component: nucleus. Bases 1 to 2904 code for a protein of 967 amino acids.